This is a messenger RNA of Rhinopithecus roxellana (golden snub-nosed monkey), 1166 nucleotides long. RefSeq lists its product as uncharacterized. The transcript has a single exon. Lineage: Eukaryota; Metazoa; Chordata; Mammalia; Primates; Cercopithecidae. The record is from RefSeq and is a predicted model, not a curated record. The coding region runs from base 360 to 947 and encodes 195 amino acids.
GGGACAGCCUAAGGCCCGUCCUCACUCACUGUCUUUGAGGAACUGAGGGUCAGCUGACAGUGGGAUGAGGCUGGCCCCUCCGUUGUUCUCCUCUUUAGCCAUGGGAAGCCUCCCAUGGAGCUGUAGGAGCUCGAGAUGGCAUUUCGUUUGGGACACGAGCUCAUGCAGGAGGUCUGCGAUCUCUGCUUAUAUCUGACUUCUGACCUCUGGGCACCUACUGCAGCUGUGGUUGAGGCCCGGAAAUGUGAAGGGCCUCCAUCCACUCACUCAGUAGGGACCCCAACGUGGGGGUCAAUGUGGAGGGGGGAGGGGCCGCUGCAGCAGCUGCAGGAGGAGAAGUGCCAGGCCUUGCUCUUCUCAUGCCGCCAUCCAUGCUUGCAGCUGGGAAAGGGGCAGGAAUCAGUGAGGAGACCUGGGCUGAGUCCUGGGGGUGGGAAGAGGGGGCAGGAAGGGGAUCUGAGAAGGAGAACAGAGGGUCUGGUGGUCUGUGCAUCUUCCCAGACACAGGAGCUGUAGAGGGAGCCUCUGCAGCAGAUGCUAGGUGGUCCACUGGGCCCCAGGAGUCUUGGGACUUGUCUUUCUCCUGCUGUGCAUCCAUCCUGGGUGUUUCAGAAACAGCAGACAGACCACAAGUCCCUGUUGCAAGUGAGGACAAAGUGUGGGAAGGCUGUGAGGGUCUACAGUCCCAGAUGGCCUUGGCCUCACCCCGCAGUACACUGUUGAUACACUGGAAUGCCACCUCCUUCUCCAGGUCCAAGUCUUCAGCAGUGACCCGGAACCCCAGCUCUAAGGGAGGUGGCAGCAUCAGAGGCUGCCCUUGCCUGUGUGGCAGCAGGGGAAACUUGCGUCUACGGGGCCUAGAGGCCUGGGAUCUGGGGGAGCCAAUCCUCGGGGCGAGUGUUGUAUCUGCUGGUGUUGUAUCUGCUGCCUUUUCACACUGGGUGUGACCCGAAGAGGCAGCCCGCGGCCCGUCCUCACUCACUGUCUUUGAGGAAAUGAGGGUCAGCUGGCAGUGGGAUGAGGCUGGCCCCUCCGUCCUCCUCCGCUUUAGCCACGGGAAGCCUCCCGUGGAGCUGUAGGAGCUCGAGAUGGCAUUUCGUUUGGUGCACGAGCUCGUCCAGGAGGUCUGCGAUAUCUGCUUAUAUCUGAUUUCUGACCUCUGGGCA